UACCCGAUUACCAAUUGAAUAAUAAAAGUGGAACUCGUACAGCUGUAUUUGGCGAAGUGACUAGUCCAAAGCGCCAAGAUGAGGAAUCUAAAGUUUUCUGGGACAUUUAUCGUGGCGCGAUACAUGCUAAAGAUGCAAUUGACACUGACAUUACUAAACAAGAAUUGAAAUACACCCAGACGGAGCAAAACGGGUCAUAA
Molecule: messenger RNA, 200 nt
Organism: Racocetra fulgida
Lineage: Eukaryota; Fungi; Glomeromycota; Glomeromycetes; Diversisporales; Gigasporaceae
Source: the annotation of a GenBank genome assembly